GAUGAAGGUGGUAGAGACAAAAUUUGAGUUUAUUUCCAUUUCUUUAGCCUGGAAAUCUCAUUUCCCUUCCUCUCUUUCCCUCAAAUUUUAAGACUGGGAAGGGCCAGGGGCAACUAGUCAAAGGGGCAACUUUCAAAGCUCCGCAAAAUGCCUUAUUUGUUCUUUCUUCUGGCCAUAUUCAGCUUUGGUUUGUUCAGUGAGAAAAUGUAUCAACGCAAGGACCCUCUUAUCAGUUCUGUGCACACCAAAGUUAAAGGCGUAGCAGAAGUAAGCAUAGGGAACAAGACCAGAGUGUUGGACAUUGCAGACUACACCCUUCCCUCACAGGGAAACUCAUUCUUCGUGAUUACUAACUUUCUAACCACGGAAGGCCAGACGCAGGGAAUUUGUCCUGAGUAUCCCACCAACAAGACUUGCUGUUCUUCUGAUCAGGACUGCCAAAAGGGGAAGAUAGACCCACUGAGCAAAGGAGUUCAAACAGGAAAAUGUCGAGAAUACAAUUUGACCAGAGACAACCCAAAGAUCCGCAGCCUCCCAGAUACCUGCAAGCACCGAAAGACCUGUGAAGUCUCUGCCUGGUGUCCCAUAGAGGCAAAGAGGGAAACUCCUCGGCCGGCACUCCUGGCCAGUGCUGAAAACUUCACGGUGCUCAUAAAGAACAGCAUUCACUUCCCAAGGCACAACUAUAGCACAUAUGCCAAAUACUACAAGGAAGAGGGUAUAGAAAAAAGGACUCUCAUCAAAGCUUUUGCAAUCCGAUUUGACAUUCUGGUUUUUGGCACGGGAGGAAAAUUUGACAUCAUCCAGCUGAUCAUGUACAUUGGCUCCUCUCUGUCCUACUUUGGUGUGGUGAGCAAUUUUAUUUUCUACACUUCUGAAACCGUUUCGGUUCGAGAACAGUUCUAA
Monodelphis domestica (gray short-tailed opossum) is the source of this 906-nucleotide messenger RNA. Lineage: Eukaryota; Metazoa; Chordata; Mammalia; Didelphimorphia; Didelphidae. The record is from RefSeq and is a predicted model, not a curated record.